Messenger RNA from Helicoverpa zea (corn earworm), 1413 nucleotides. RefSeq lists its product as uncharacterized. The transcript has a single exon. The record is from RefSeq and is a predicted model, not a curated record. Lineage: Eukaryota; Metazoa; Arthropoda; Insecta; Lepidoptera; Noctuidae. Bases 1 to 1413 code for a protein of 470 amino acids.
AUGGACAAGUCGUCGUAUCUGUUUAUGAGUAAAAGAAAAAGACUCAAAUUUUCAUUCAGAGCAAUGGAUAAAAACUCAAGUACCGACAGCAAUAUAUCACUCGAUAGCUUGGAAACUAAUUUCAAACGUAAGCCAUUAUCAAAAUGUAGAAAGUCCGAUGAAAAUGUUGACACAAUUCUUGUACCGUUUUAUGAAAAGGAUGUACUCAUAAAGGUACCAAAAGAUCAGCAUAGAAAGCAAAAUAAUUCAGGUAACAAGUUUCUUAAAGCAAAUGAAAAACUAAAAAGGGAGCUGACACAAGCUAACAGUUAUCUGGUCAAUAAGGAAAGAGACUCGAAGCCAAAACGACUCACAUACCUGGAGAUGUUUCGUAAGCAGUUCGCGCCAAGUCAUGUUGAUAAGAAAAAAGAUAAAAAUGAAAUACGGUCAUUAUCACCUGAAUUUGGAGACACUGAACGAGAAAGUAUCGGUGAUGAAACUAACAAUCCCGUACCAGAGUUUUACAAUACCGAACCUUACAAUGAAAUGUAUUAUGAAAAACUUCUGUCUCGUGGCAUACAACAUUAUUUGGAUAAUUCAUAUGAAGAACGCGAAGAAGAAUUACAGUUUACUGAAGACUUAGCUAUUAAAGCCGACCAUAUUCGUGAUCCAAGUCCUGACAAUCUUAGAAGUGUAUCAGAGGUAACAAAUUCUCGACGUCAUGUUCGACGAGCUACCAUUGAACCCAUACAAAAUUUGAAACUCGGUGGAUUGGGACCGGACCUAGAACGAAUCAAACCGAGACUAGAAAGAGCAAGGAGUCUACAAAGAUAUUCCGAAAAAGUAAGGAUGGAAAACCGUCUCAAGAUAUACAAAAAAACUUAUCAAGCAGAAAUAGAAAAGAAAACUGAGAGGGACUCGUCAGCAAAGCGCAGAGAAAUAUCGGUAAAGCGCGAAGACACAGCGAAGGAACCAGGCGCCAAAUUAGACGUUAAUCCAUCUUAUUUAAUUAAUAAAUCGACCAAUGACAAGAUUCCCAAAACUAUCAAGAAUCCAUAUUACAAAUCAAAAUCCGCUGGUGCUCAGAGGAUCAGAGAGAGAAAUUCUGAAAAGGAAAGACUGAAGCAGUCCGCACCGAAAAAACGAGAUACCAACGUUAAUCAGAAAACUGAAGCUAAACCAAAGAUUGAAAAUAAGCCUGAUGUUAACGUGCAAAUGAGGGCUGAUGAGAAAUCUAAGGUGAGGACAAAAUCUAGUUCGAAAAACAAGGGAAUUAAUACGGAGUCUGAAUCUGAAAUGCCUCCAGUCCAAAUUAGUUUCAUGGUUAACGUAGGUGGAGUUCGUCAAUCUAGCGCUUUGAAAACGCUAGAGGAAAAACACCGAAUGUAUCAAGAACAAGUAAAAGCUUUCAUGGAAAACAAUAACAACGGGUAA